Molecule: messenger RNA, 999 nt
Organism: Prunus mume (Japanese apricot)
Lineage: Eukaryota; Viridiplantae; Streptophyta; Magnoliopsida; Rosales; Rosaceae
Source: RefSeq, a predicted model, not a curated record
AUGAAAACAUUUGGAGAAGUGCUAUCUAAUGAGAGGCUGGUUCAGAAAGUGUUAAUCAGUCUUAGUAAAGUGUAUGACCCUAUCUGUUUGGUGAUUGAAAAUACAAAGAGCUUGGAGACUAUAGAAUUGCAGGAGGUCAUUGCAAUAUUGAAGAGCCAAGAGCAACGUUUUGAGAUGCAGAAUGUGGACUCAGCUGAGAAGGUAUUUGCCUCCUUCUCAGUAAAUACAAAAAAUCAGAACAAGAAUAGUACUCAAACUGAUCCUGCUAAGUCUCAGAAACAUUGGCAGUCUAAAAACAAGCCAUGGGAUUCUAAACCUAAGCAACAACAGACUGAUGCUGCACAGAACUCAAAUGGGUCACAAUUCAUGCAUCAAGAAGGAGUGAAACCUCAAUGCAAAGUAUGCUCUAAGUUCCAUUUUGGAGAAUGUAGAUAUAAGGGACAAACUAAGUGCUACAAGUGUGAAAGAUUUGGGCAUUGGGCUAGGGAGUGCACUACAAACAAAGGUGUGCAGAAAGCAAAUAAUGCAAGUAAAAUGGAAGUAGGAGGAAACUUGUUCUUUGCAAGCAGUGCAAUUUUAGAAAAGAGUGCAAACGAAGAAUGGUAUGUGGAUAGUGGUUGCAACAACCAUAUGACUGGGAACAAGAAGUUGCAAAUUGAUAUAAACACAAAUGUGGCAGGCAAGGUGCAAAUGCCAACAGGAGAGCUUGUAAGCAUAAUUGGUAUGGGUACUUUAGUACUUAACACAAGCAUUGGUACAAAGUAUAUUAGAGAAGUCAUGUAUUUACCUGGUUUGAAAGAAAAUUUGUUGAGUGUGGGUCAAAUGGAUGAACAUGGUUAUCAUUUGGCGUUUGGAAGUAGCAUGUGCAGUAUUUUUUAUGAUUCUUCACUGGAGAAUCUUACCAUGAAGGUGGCAAUGAGAAAGAAUAGAUGCUAUCCAUUGUCACUGUCUUCAAAUGACUUUAUUGCACUAAGAGCUGGUGUGUCUCACUCUACCUGA